Molecule: messenger RNA, 1679 nt
Organism: Durusdinium trenchii
Lineage: Eukaryota; Dinophyceae; Suessiales; Symbiodiniaceae
Source: the annotation of a GenBank genome assembly
GGCAGCAUCACUCCAGUGAAGACUAAGUAAGUAAAGUGAAGGAAACCUUCAGGAACGAUAAGGUUCACAGAAAAAGCGAUAACGUUGGGAAGAGUGCGCACUACAACACAUAAGAGGUUUUGCACGUCGCUCAUAUGUUUCACGAAACAAAUUGUUUCCCGAUCCUGUAGGACAUGUCUUUCUUCAGAAGGGCCGCUGGCUAAAAUGCCGACACCGGAGAAUUCAUUCCCCCGUUACCAGGGUCACCCGGUAAGCUUUGUUUUUUUGACAGAGGGUUUGAUGUCAGAUGCUCUUUAGAUACAGCCAACUCGUUGCAAGUGUUUUCCCAUGCUAUUCAGACCAUGGACACAUUGUUGGUGAUGAAAUCAAACGAGUUCAGCAGUUGAUGGGAGCGAAGGUGCCAUUCAAUUGAUUGGAGACUAAGAUGUCCAUCACUAUCACCAGGGUAUCAAAUUUCCGGGGCCUGGGAUGAUGAAACUGAGAACUAGUUGAUAGUUUCGGGUGCCUGAGAGAAGCAACCUCCCAGUUGAAUUGACAAGAGCUCAUUAGCAGGGUGCAGCCCCCCAUGAUGGAAGUCGCAACCCAGCGACGACAGAAUGGCAACCAAAAGUGCUUUUCUACUGCCCAUUCACACUCGUUGUUUUGAGACCUCCCUAUAUUAUUGUAGAGAACACAUGUGAAGACGAAACCCCGCGCGCAGCGUCACUUCACCGCAGCCAUCUCCAAUUUUGAGUCCCCAAGCCCCACCUCUUCACCGCAGCGUCGCUCCGUAGACCGGAUCUCGUUUCGGGUCUCGACCGGGCCAUGAAGCUGGAGAACGCGGUGAUCGCCGUGACGGGCGGCGCCAGCGGCCUGGGCGCCGCAGCGGCGGAGCUGUGCCGCGCGAAGGGCGCCAAGGUGGCGGUGUUGGACAUGAACAAGGAGAAGGGCGAGGCCUUUGCGCAAAGCCUGGGCGACAACGUUAUCUUCCUAGAAUGCAAUAUUUUGGAUGAGAAGUCCGUGGCAGACUGCAUGGCCGCCAUCAAGGAGAAGUUCGGCAAGCUUAGCGGUGUGGUGAGCUGCGCUGGAGGGCAGACCAUGGGCACUGGCCUCACGGUGGACAAGAAAGGAAAUCCUCAUCCGUUGGCGCCCUUCCGGAAAACCGUGGAACUCAACAUCAUCGGCACCUUUCUCGUCGCCUCCCAAAGUGCCGCGCUGAUUGCGCAGAACGAACCCGAGGACGCGGAUGGCGAGCGGGGCUGCAUCGUCAACGUUGCCAGCGUGGCGGCAGAGGAUGGGCAGAACGGGCAGAUCGCCUAUGGGGCAGGAAAAGGUGGCAUUAAGGCCAUGACACUGCCAAUGGCCCGGGAUCUGGGCAAGAGAGGUAUCCGUGUGAACUGCAUCUUGCCCGGCGUCUUUGAUACGCCGAUGACCGCGCCGCUGAAGCAGUUCAGACCCGAGGUCUACAAGAACUUGGCGCAAUCGCCGAUCUUCCCCAACACCCGACUGGGUGCGCCCGAGGAGUUUGCGCAAAUGGCCGUGGCCAUUCUGGAGAACAAGUACGUGAACGGUGAGAGCAUCCGCGUGGAUGGCGGCAUCCGCAUUGGCAAGCUUUGAGAUGACACUGGAUCUCCUGCUACUUUUUUUUUGCAGGGGAAGCGUCUCUUGCAUGUCAUUUUGCAUGUGUUUUUUGUUUUGCG